Messenger RNA from Neurospora tetrasperma FGSC 2508, 1101 nucleotides. RefSeq lists its product as uncharacterized. The coding region runs from base 1 to 1101 and encodes 366 amino acids. Lineage: Eukaryota; Fungi; Ascomycota; Sordariomycetes; Sordariales; Sordariaceae. The transcript has a single exon. The record is from RefSeq and is a predicted model, not a curated record.
AUGUCCCGUCCCCGGCCACCACCCCUCCAACUCAACCCCGUACUCCCAACACCACCCGUCACUCCCGACAAGCUUCAACACCAUCUCACCUCGACCUCUCCCAACCAAACCGCUUGGACACCACGAGAGCCCAGAAGCGUUCGAUUCGCUCUACCAUCUGCUCAGACUCCCGGGCACAAAUCCAAGUUCUCCAAGACAGCGACGUUCAGAACCCACCACAGCCAGACGACCAAGGCAAAAUCCAAGAAAAUCCCCGCAAAGCCCUACAGCGCUUCGCUCAAUCGGCUCAUGGUGAGGUAUUACGCUCUUGUGCAGUCUCUUUGCGAGUCAAAUCUCUCUGAGUCCAAGCUCAAGCCCAAGGUCGCCGGCGACAGGUUCCCUUCAGAAAGCAGGGGCAUUCUCGCACCUCCUCCAUCCCCCAUCUCCCCCGUUCAAGGCAUCCAAAUCCAAAUCCGACAGCGCAACCCCCUUCAAGCUAUUAAGAGUCACGCUCACGCCUCGAUCUACGAGCCUUUGACAGCCAUAGCCCCUGUGCUUACGCUUCCCUUGUUGCCGAGCCAGGAGACAGAGAAGGAGGUGAGGAAGGUGCUGAAACGGGCGAAGAGAGGGUUGAAAAUAUUAGAGGAGUUAGUUGCCUCUAAAUCGCAGGGUUCAGAUUUGGAGUUGGAUUUGGAUCUGGAUCAGAAGAUGGGGAUGGAUGAGAUGGAUUUGGAUCGGGAGCUUGCCCAUGUUGGGAGUGGUGACCGUAUGGACCUCGAUCUAAACGGCUCUGGCAGCGCCGACAUGCAUAGUUUUGGGCCUGGAGGACGGCUCGGAGCUGCGGAGUGUCGGAGGGAUUCUCAGAAAAUUAUGACAAAGGAGAGGGAAAUGGAGGCAAUCCAGGAAGGUGUGGCCAUGAUGAGUCUCGAGGAGACGCGUCGGCUUCCACAUCUGCGUGUACCUGGUCGCAAGGUCGAGGGAUUAUCGAGCGCUGGGUUCUGUGGGACCGGCGUUAACUGGGAGGGCUUCCAAGGAGAAGUGUGCGAUGACAUCGUUGGUCGUGAGGAGCAGGCUCAAGAUGAAGCGGUGCUGACUGGCGUGGGCGGGUUGAUGAGCAUUUGA